CAGGGAGACAGGUUUGAGCAGGAGGAUAUGCAGUAGGUAGGUCGUGACCGGUCUCACACUCCGGUACAGUAGGUGGCAGUAUAUGCACUUUUCAAUUGGAUGCGAGCUGCCAAUAAAUUAAAAGACGCGGUUCCCUUGAAAGGAAAAUGGCUUCACGAAGACAAUCAUCAGUUCCUAAAAGUCAGAAACCUACUCGAGCAGAUUCAAAAAGUUCCAAAGUUGUAAGUGAAAACGUCAAGAGCAACAAUAGUGGAACUGGAAACACCAGUAAAGGAAACAUUAGUGGAGCUGGACAUAAAAUAAAAUCUGCUGGAACAAUCGUUAAGUCUCGAUAUCUGCAACCUGUCGAAAAGGCACCAGCCUCUAAGAACAAUUCCCUCACCAAUGAGUCUACCUUCGUACUACAAAGGCCGGCCUCGCCUAAACCAGGAGGUGUUACACCACGGGUGGCCUCUCCCGCAAGGCGUUCCAUGGCUCCUCAGUCACUUCGUAAUCAAACUCAAAUGAUGUCUAGUGUCUUUGAGGCUUCACAACUAGGAACAAGUAUUUUGCAAUCUACAACCGUAGAUGGUCAUUGUUUUCGCCCCGACUUUGAUGUCUCUGUCAUUAAAGAAAAGACAGUGUUACAAAAUGCAGCAGUAGAACAUGAAAGAAACGAUCAACAAAAAAAGAGACUCCUAGAGAUGCAGACAUUCUUGUUGGCCUACCUCACAGCCAAGAUGGAGAAUAAUAGCCAUAGGUUAAAAGUGGAGGCUGAAGGGCGUAUUCUAGCUGUGAUGGAGGAAGAGGAACAGCUACGAAAGGAAGUCCAUGAGAAGAAGCGCAUGUACCACCUCCUGGAGAAGAACAAGCAGCUGGAUGACCUCCUUGAUUUACAGAUCACCGUUCUAACUCCAUUGGCAGAUGCCGCCAAGCAGUUCACACAGGACUACAAAGAUUUUGCCAGUGCAGUGGACACUACAUGCCAUGAGCUUCCAGUGAAAAACUUUUAUAUUGAGGGGGACAGAAUGGAGUUUCUUGAUAAAACCACUGCUAACCUGAAGGAGAUUGAGGAAGUGUUACUGCAGUGCACACAGGGAGCUGAGCAUGGCAAUGAUAAAUCUGCUGAGUCCCUGAGAGGAAUGCAAGCUGCUGCGCAAGACAUCAGCGAUCAGCUCUCGGGGGGGUUUUCAGAGUUGUUGGAGCUGUCAUCACUUGUCAGUCGGGAGAAUGUGCAGAUCCAGCAGGCCUUGGAGGAGGAGCAGAUUGGCUUGAUUAGAACUCAGGAGCUUUACUGUCCAAAGCUGUGAAGUAGCAUUGGGAACAUCGUAAAAGCAUGUAUAAUAUCUAUAGUGUUUAUAAACAUAGUAAUUUUUGCUUAAUCACAUUCAUUGGGAAUCUUGUGAAUGGGAGUUUUGUAUAACUUUGUAAUAAAUUGUACACCUUUUG
Molecule: messenger RNA, 1428 nt
Organism: Esox lucius (northern pike)
Lineage: Eukaryota; Metazoa; Chordata; Actinopteri; Esociformes; Esocidae
Gene: haus8
Product: HAUS augmin like complex subunit 8
Exons: 10
Coding region: 147-1289 (380 amino acids)
Biological process (GO): spindle assembly; centrosome cycle
Cellular component (GO): nuclear microtubule; cytoplasm; centrosome
Molecular function (GO): microtubule binding
Source: RefSeq, a predicted model, not a curated record